ACUGUAAAAUACCGCUAAUGAAUUUUCACAGUCACUAAUAGUGACUCGAUAUUUUUAACGACAUGUAACAAGUAACAAAAACGUAACUAUCGUCCACCCCUAUUGUUGUUUACAAAAAAAAAAGAAAAACAUUAAUUAAAGUUGUCGAAAUACAACAGUAAAUUAGAAGCGCCAAUAAGUCAAAAAAUUAAGAAAAUAUAUAAUGUAAACAAUUAAAAAGAGUUUAAAUACACUACGCGAUUUUAGACAUUGCCGCUCUGCGCUUUUUUUCCAUUCGCCUUGUGGUGCGUGCGACGCACAUUAAUUCACAUGUAUGUAGAAUUGAGCCCAAAACCAAACAGUUUAGGCACAAACAUGGAGCCGGACGAACUACCGCCCGAGAUGACCGAUGUGGUGCAAUCGUAUAAGACGCGGGCCAAAAUGAAUCCAGCUAAAAAAGACAAUGAGAAACGGCGACGCAAGGAUGCAAUGCGAAAGGUAUCGCUAAUUUUACGAAAAUGCGACACAGUUCGCACCGCCGAGGAUCGUCAAUUUCUUGAAAAGCAUCCGGACAUUGUGAAAACGACAAAGAAGCGUAAGGAACGCAUUGAGAUAUACAAGGAGCGUGUCGUGGAGAAGGAGGAUGAACCCCAUGUCAUUGAGGCUAAGGUGGAGCAGCUGGCCAACAUUGUGUCGCAGGCAAAGCAUCUCAUUUGCUAUACGGGUGCGGGAAUCAGCACAUCGGCUUUGAUACCCGAUUAUCGUGGCAGCAAGGGCAUCUGGACGCUACUGCAGAAGGGCAAGGAUAUUGGGGAGCACGAUCUGUCCAGUGCCAAUCCCACCUACACGCAUAUGGCCCUCUACGAGCUGCAUCGUCGCCGUCUGUUGCGUCAUGUCGUCUCCCAGAACUGUGAUGGACUGCAUCUGCGCUCCGGUCUGCCGCGACAGUCGCUCUCCGAGAUCCACGGCAACAUGUAUGUGGAGGUGUGCAAACACUGCAAACCGAAUUCGGUCUAUUGGCGUCAAUUCGAUGUUACCGAGAUGACGGCACGCUACUGCCAUAAAACGCAUCGACUUUGUCAUCAAUGCUCGGAGCCACUGUAUGACACCAUCGUGCAUUUUGGAGAGCGUGGGAAUGUUAAGUGGCCCCUGAACUGGGAUGGGGCCACACAACAUGCGGAGCGAGCUGAUGUUAUACUAUGUCUUGGCUCCAGUCUCAAAGUGCUCAAGAAAUACACAUGGCUGUGGCAAAUGGACAAACCAGCACGACAGCGGGCCAAGAUUUGUGUUGUGAAUCUGCAGUGGACGCCCAAGGAUAACAUUGCCAGCAUUAAGAUCAAUGGCAAAUGCGAUAGCGUCAUGGCACAGCUGAUGCGAGUCCUCAACAUUACGGUGCCCGUUUACAGCAAGGAAAAGGAUCCAAUAUUUGCUCAUGCCACGCUGUUAAUGCCCGAAGAGCUUCAUACUCUGACACAGCCCUUGCUGAAGAACGCCGACGAGGAGGAAGCAGGAGAUACACAGUCUUGCACGACCACAACAGAGGAGACACAGGAUUCCAUCAUUUCUGGCGAUAGCUACAGCGAUCUUCCCAUUGGUAAGGGUCCACGCAUUCGCACGCCCAUUAAAAACGGGCGACACAUCAAAACCAAUCUGGAGGUGCGACAGAAGUAUUCCCGUAAGCUGAACACGCCUCAGCUGAAUGGAAAUACUGAGGAGACCAAGCCAGAACUUGAUCUUAAGCUGAAGACGGAGCCGGAGAAGGAGACGGAAACUGAAUUAGACAUGAAAUCAGAUAUCAAAGUGGAGACUGAAACUGUGACGCUAUGCGGGCUGAAACAGGAUGUGAAAGAUGAGCAAAAUUUGCUUGAAUCUAGUCUGGGAACAGUCUGCAUUAAGCAGGAAACGCCACUCCAAGAAAUGCAGCACAAGUUUGAGCCACUCACGCCCAAAAAAGAACCGCCAAGUGAUAUCACAAAUGGACACCAGCAACCGCAAACACAACCACAACAACAGCAACACAAAGUGGGUCUCAUGGAGCUGCCGAAACUAGUCGCAAUACAAAAGCCCUACGUGGAUUCUGCCAACAACUGUCCUGGUCACUGCCUGUUGCCAGUGGAGUUGCGGUUAGAGCCACGAUUGGAGCCAUUUAUUGGCAGUCUGGCGCCGGUGCAACUGCCUCCGCUGGUGCCAAUUGGAGCGCCACUUUACACACCCUUCGUUCAGCCACAGCCACAACUACAACAUGGACUUCCUCCGGCAUUGCAAGCGCUUAAUUUACAAAGUGACAGUGCCACCUGCUCAGCGGACUCAACCACAGAGGGUGAAGACGACGAGGUUGAGGACGAGCAGUUUGAUAUGGCCCAAAUGGAUCUGCUGCGACGCCACAGUGACCAUGAGCUGCUGCUGCAAUUGCCCAGCUGGUAUGAUGCCAAGUAUGCGUAUUCGGGAUUGCACAGCAUAUUGAUACCGCCGCCAUCUGAUCUCAAUAUCUGGAACUCGCAAGUGGUGCCGAAUUUCGCCAUGAAUCGCUCGGCCGCCGGCUGUGAGUUCUGUUUCGAUCGUUAUGCCGAACUCGAGUGCCAGUUUUACAGCCGCUGGCAUCUAAGCCAGCGGAAGCACAAGAAGCGUGCUCGAAGCGGACGCUUUGUGGUCUGUGAUUGCUGUCCAACCAGCGAUGAUGAGGAUGAUUACGAUGAGAACAUCUCAUUGGCGCACAUUGCCGCCGCCGAGACGGCCAAGCGGCGUCUUCAACUGAGCCACAGCUUUCCACGCAAGCUGGCACGCACCCAGGCCGGCUGGUAUGGCAAGGGCUACAAGAAGGGACGAAAGCGCAGAUAGACGCAUCCGGCGAUCCUCACUCAGUCCAAUUGAAUAGUAUUCUAAUAUAGUUUAGUAGCUGUAAUCAUAGGCUAUAGCUUAGUAUUAAUUAAUUAUACAUACAUACUAAAUAGCUAGUAGUGCCACUCGCAUUAGGUGUUCGUCUAAUUAAUUAAUUAUAGAAUUUUCUUUUAAAAUGUGCUUGCAACAUGUGCAACAUCAAGUAUUCUUUACAUGUUUGUGCAGUCCCAUUGGUCCAAUUUAGUUUUAAGCAUAGUUUUUUAACACCAUUUUCAAACUAUUGGCAUAUUUUUUAACAUGAGUUUUAAAUGUUGUUCGCAAAUUGUUUAAAUGUACUCGUAAUCAUCUCGUUUAAUUAUUCAUCGGGCAGUUUUCCAUUCAAAUGCAAAAAAAAAAAAUUAAACUGAGAGAAAA
Molecule: messenger RNA, 3231 nt
Organism: Drosophila innubila
Lineage: Eukaryota; Metazoa; Arthropoda; Insecta; Diptera; Drosophilidae
Gene: Sirt7
Product: NAD-dependent protein deacetylase Sirt7
Exons: 2
Coding region: 310-2817 (835 amino acids)
Molecular function (GO): NAD+ binding
Source: RefSeq, a predicted model, not a curated record